Neolamprologus brichardi is the source of this 449-nucleotide messenger RNA. Lineage: Eukaryota; Metazoa; Chordata; Actinopteri; Cichliformes; Cichlidae. The record is from RefSeq and is a predicted model, not a curated record.
AAAUGGGUUUGGACAAAGAGCCGGGCUUAAUUCACCUGGAAACCAGCAUCACUGAAGGACAGGCGCUGUAUGUCACCUGCAAGCUGCAGAACUGCACCGACGCCAAUAAGGGCAAACCAUUCCCCGGCUACAUUGACCCCAAUUCUCUGGUGGUGCAAGAUGAGUAUGUGUUUGUCCAGGUGUCAACCGGGGGGAGGCCAAUCUACUACGUGUCAGCUAAAAGAGAUGUCUUCACCCCUAUGAAGCUGCCCAAGUAUACGCUGCCCAAGGAUCUGCAUGUGAUCAGUACGGAUGAAAACCGUGUCGUCGCGGCUGUGAGGGAGUGGAACCAGAAUGAAACCUACAACCUGUAUGUGUCGGACACUUCGGGGGUCUACUACACUCUGGCUCUGGAGAACGUGGUCAGCAGCAUGGGCCCCGAGGGAAACGUCAUGGUCGACCUCUACGAG